This is a messenger RNA of Sarcophilus harrisii (Tasmanian devil), 5311 nucleotides long. RefSeq names its product atlastin GTPase 3 (gene ATL3). The record is from RefSeq and is a predicted model, not a curated record. Bases 359 to 1978 code for a protein of 539 amino acids. Gene Ontology annotation, molecular function: GTPase activity; GTP binding. NCBI's taxonomy places the organism in Eukaryota, Metazoa, Chordata, Mammalia, Dasyuromorphia, Dasyuridae. The transcript is spliced from 15 exons. Gene Ontology annotation, biological process: endoplasmic reticulum organization; protein homooligomerization.
CCCCGGCCCGGGUGCGCGUGCGCAGCCCGUUUCUCCUCGCACCCGAGUCCCCGCCCGUUUCCCGCCCAGAUCCGCCUGCCCGCCCGCUCGCCUGCCCGCCCUCCGGCCAGCCCGGUCCCGGCCCUCCCUCCUUCUGCCGCCCGGGCUGGUGAGGAGGCGGCUCCAUGUUUUCUUUCCUGCGAGCGGCGGCGGCGGCGGCCUCAACAGAAAGCGGGGAGAAGGCAGAACCAACUGAAAGAGCGGGCCGGGAUUUAGCAGGCGUGUCCACUCCUCGGAUCUGGCCUUUCUCCAGCAGCAGUGCAACAACACAGCGCAUGCGGCCUCUGCUGUCCGUCGGCUCUUUGGGCUGGUGUGCACCAUGGCAUGGUCCAGUUACUUUAUAAGAGGUUUUCUAGGUGGUAACACCAUGGAGCGCCCGGCCCCCUGCCCUGUGCAGAUCGUCGUGGUGAACAAGGAUCAGCACUCCUUCAUGUUGGACGAGAAGGCCUUGACUCGGGUCCUCUUACAAGAGCACAUCAGGGACCUAGACGCGGUCGUGGUGUCAGUGGCCGGAGCCUUCCGCAAGGGCAAAUCUUUCUUCCUGGACUUCUUGCUUCGCUUCCUGUAUAACCAGAAGGAGCGUGACCAUCCACAGUGGCUGGGUGACGAGGAUGAGCCUCUCACAGGAUUUUCGUGGCGGGGGGGUUCUGACCCUGAAACGACUGGAAUUCAGAUCUGGAGUGAAAUUUUCAUUAUGGAAAAGCCUGAUGGGAAAAAGGUUGCAGUAAUUUUGAUGGAUACUCAAGGAGCUUUUGACAGCCAUUCGACGGUGAAGGACUGUGCAACCAUAUUUGCCCUCAGCACCAUGACCAGCUCCAUCCAGAUUUAUAAUUUGUCCCAAAACAUUCAGGAGGACGACCUACAGCAGCUGCAGUUAUUCACGGAAUAUGGUCGGCUGGCAAUGGAUGAAGUUUCCCAGAAGCCCUUUCAGACGCUGAUGUUUCUGAUCCGAGACUGGAGCUUUCCUUAUGAGUACAGCUACGGACUUGAGGGAGGCAUGGCAUUUCUGGAGAAGCGCUUGCAGGUUAAGGAGCAGCAGCACGAGGAAAUUCAGAACGUCCGAAAUCACAUUCGCUCAUGUUUCACCAGUGUCAACUGCUUCCUCCUCCCACACCCGGGGCUUCAGGUGGCCACGAGCUCGUCCUUUGACGGAAAACUGAAAGACAUCUCUCCUGAAUUCAAAGAACAGUUACAGACGCUGAUACCAUUUUUGUUAGAACCAAGCAAGUUAAUGGAAAAGGAGAUCAACGGCUCCAAAGUCAACUGUCGGGGCCUGCUGGAGUAUUUUAAGGCCUACAUUAAGAUUUACCAAGGAGAAGGGCUGCCUCAUCCCAAGUCAAUGCUUCAGGCCACUGCGGAAGCCAACAACCUAGCCGCGGCGGCGUCUGCCAAGGACAUGUACUACAACAACAUGGAGAAGGUCUGCGGAGGGGAGAAGCCCUACCUAGCGUCGGACGCCCUGCAGCAGAAGCACGACGAGUUCCGGAAGCAGGCCAUAGAACAUUUCAAGAAGAGCAAGAAGAUGGGGGGCAAGGACUUCAGCCUGCGCUACCAGAACGAGCUGGAGAGGGAGAUCCAGGAGCUGUACGGCCACUUCAUCAAGCACAACAGCAGCAAGAAUGUGUUCAGCUCUUUCCGCACGCCGGCCGUGCUCUUCAGCUUCAUCCUGGUGCUCUACCUGAGCUCGGGCCUCUCCAGCUUCCUGGGCCUCGAGAUGAUCACCCAGCUCUGCAACUGCCUGCUGGGGCUGCUCUUCAUCUCCCUGCUGACCUGGGGCUAUGUCCGCUACUCGGGCCAGUACCGUGAGCUGGGCGGCGCCAUCGACUCCAGUACGGCCUUCGUCCUCGAGCAGGCUACCUCCUGCAUGAGUAAUUCCACUCCUGAGACCGUCGGGGAAGCCGAGUGCAGGAGACCGCUGGUGGAUAAAAAGUGCCAAUAAAGUGGGGCCUUGGCCCGGGCAGACCGCGUCCCGCUGCGGCCGCCCCGGACCUCCAGCAGCAGCCAGAGCUCACCUGUGAGGGGGACGCCAUCCUGCAAGACUCGAAAUACAAUGCUGUAAUAAAUGGAGCAGACGUUUGCCUGUGGCUUAAACCCACCUCCAGGACUGUCGGGAGCCUUUCUUUCCUUUCCGGUAGAGGUCCAAGCCCUUGUCUUGUUCUUGUAUUAUUUCGCUUUUCCUUUUUUUGCACUUUAUAUAGGGGAGGGGGGAGGCUGGAGGCCAAAAGCAAAAGCAGCUUGAAAAGUCCUUUUUGUACCACAGAGUGCCUUUUGAUCUGGACUCGUGCUAGCCAUGGAUAUGCUGGGGAGGAAAGAGGACCUAGGGAAGGAAUGGGCAGGUUGUGUUGCCACAUGUCACCUCUGGCAGGCGUCCCGAGGCGCCGGGCCGAAGACUUCUGUCCGGGAGAGUUGGAAAGCAGGCUCCUCGUGCCCCUGUAGCCUCCUGUGUGCCUCUGCCCUGUGGCCACGGCCAGCCUCCUUGGGGAAGGGGAGGCAGGGACACUGGCCCCGGGUGCCCGUGCUCUUCUGCCUUCCCGGCUCUCACCAUGGCUUCCUUUUAGCCCAGAACGUCGGAGGGAAAUGGCCGGCGGAGGACAAAGUGCACGGGCUCAAACCAAGAAAUAAACUGAGUGACCCCUGACAAGUCACUUGAUCCUGUGCCUUGGUCCAAUUCACUGUGUCUCCUGUACUCAAAAUCUGAGCUUUAGUUUCAGAUUUUUAAUUUUGUCUUAAAAUAGCCUCGUUCUCCCAGAAGCUGCGUCAGGGCAGACCUUUCUGGAGGACCAGGGAAGUCUUAACCGAAUAGAACUGCCUUCCUUCCGAUGGUGCCUUGGGGGCCAGAGGCUCAGCAGGUGUUAUUCCACUGUCUGGGGGACCCCAGGAGCAGCUGCCACCCUCUCCCCUGCCCCCCAAUCCCUCCUGGGUGCGUGGAGGAAUGUAACCAAGUGAGAUCCCGGCUCCGGGGCCGCCUCUCCCUUUUGGGGAGAUUCUGGGCCAUGGCCGGCAGGGCCGAUCUGGCCAUGAUUUCGAUGGGACUGGUUCUGAUCUGAUCCGCUGGCCGCUUCUCUGCUUCAUUCUGCCAGAUUUUAACUCUUUGUUUUCUCUGAGGUGUCUCUCUGUCCUUGGACCCUGUCUGUGUGCGAGAUGGAGUUUCCAAAGUGAAUGAGUGUUGCAUUUUGGGAAGGUUGGGAAAGCAAGAUAGCGUUUGAUCAUGUGACUUCUAAACGGCCAGUUCAGGCCCCUUGAGUCUGGCCACCGAGGCCUCCUGUCUGGAUUGCCCGAUCGUCCCUCUCAGGGUUUUGUAUCCUCUUAAGUCCAAGAAUAAUUCCAAAUGUAUUGUCUUACUAGUCGUUUCUCUUUCUUCCAAAAUCCAACAUGGUGACUCACAGAUGGCACUUUGUAAAUGGGAGCUGUUACUGUAGCAGUUGCAUGAAAUGGGGCGCCUCUUUUACUGGCCUCCUCAAACCUCUGCUUUGAGGGGACUUCUGGUGGGCGGCUUUCCCAGGAGCCCCCGUUUGGGGAAGUUGCCCUUCUAUGGUUUGUUAGAGCCGGAGAGCAGCUUUCCCCCUCGAUGUCAUCCAGAAUCAGAUGGGUGGGUCCCGGGCCCUUGGCCGGCUCCUGGCUCUGAGGUAAAUGCCAGGUCUUUGGUCGCUUGGUAUUUGGCGCAGCCUUUAUUCAGUGGCUGAUGGGCUUGGGGCCUCCGGCUUUCCCCUGGUGCUGCCUUUCCUCGUGGAGCCAAGUCUUGUCUUGGCCGGCUUGGCUGGAGUCUGCCCGGUCUAGUCUCAGCCAGGACCGGGGGCCGCCUCAGUUUACAUUUGAGCCUUUUUGCACCCUCCCAGCUGGACGUGGAGGCCGGCGCUGUGGUUCCCAGGUGGCUGGUCUCCUCUGGUCGCCCUUGUGCUCGUCUCCCUUGGCACAUUCCCUUGAUAGUUUUUCAAGCACAAAUGGCAAACUCGGGGUCCUGAGAUGCGUCUCUCCUAGAUGCUGACUUCAUCUCUGGUUUAGAGAGGACCCGGAGCCCCCAGAGGGGACUUGCACUCGGGUCCCGAGGACUAGCAAUUGACGGCUCUCCGUUGUGCCAGGGGCCUGAGAGAGCCCGUUUGUCCACCGCAGAGUGAGAGGUGGCCGGGCCGAUGGUCCGCUGUGUCUUUGGAGCGCCGUGCGUGUGGUUGGCAUCUGCAGAGGGGCCGGCCCAGCUGCUGUGGCUUCCCCUCGGACGCCCCCGUUGACACGGGUUCGGAGAGUCUCAUUUGGGCAGAAGCAGCUUGGAUUUUUAAGUGUUUUUUAAAAGAAUCUUUGGAUUAAUGUGAUUUGUAGCACAUCUAGGGCUUGGACCUUCAGUUCUCUGCUGGCAGAAAAACCAUGGCUUGCUAUAGCCAGAAGCGCCCCGGGUGGUUCUGGGCCAUGGCUACUCGCCUCCGGCCCUGGGCCCCCCGCCCCCACAUUCCACUAGGUCACGCACACAGCCUCAGUUUCACCAUUUGAAACGGGAUCCGUGUGUUUGACCUUUGAGUAACUUAGUCCGUAAGAUAAUGGAUGCAGUCGGGAGCCGAGAGUAGGGUAAGACACCCCAGCGUCUCGUCCGCGGGCCUGGGGAUCAGGGAACUUGGACCAGCGUGGCCGUGGGUGACCAGGUUUCGUUUGUCCCUACUGGGACGGAUGGUGGCUCCCCACCCUCCCGGGGUGUCCCGGGCUGGCCUGGGAGGGGGUCGUGGCACCUUUUGCCAAGUGGAGCUGGAAAGUCAGCGGAACCCACUUGGGCCGCUGGGUUGGUUUCGUGUUUUUUAAUUAGAAAACGAGCUGGAUCCUUUUAUCCGGCUGCUUAAAUAGGGAAGAUGCUCCUCCGGCUCCAAAAAGAAUCAGUCAGGGAUGGGGAGGCCUGCGACGUGGGGUCCUGGCUGGGGAAGCGGGGCUCCCCCUGGCCCCGGAGCCAAGGGCAGUGAGCCUUGGAAAAGCCGCCUCACCUUUCUCUCCCACAUGGGGAUUCCAAGUGCCAAAGCAAAGAAUGGCCUUCGUCUGGUUCCCAAAGAUUCCCACGCUCGGCCGCCGCGGGCCCCCCUCAGCGGGCCUCUGCUGGGUCUGUCCCGGUGAACUCUGGCGGGGUCCGCGGGUGCCCCCCCCCCCCAGCCGUUGUUUAGUUUGUGCAAUCCGAUGAGCCUGUACCCAUCCGCCUGUACUCUGGACUCUUACCAGAAGCCUGCAUGUCUCUGUAUCACAUUCCCCCAGAGUUGUGAGAUUGUGUAAUGGAAUAAAGACCACAACCUGUUUUCAUAUG